Messenger RNA from Oryzias melastigma (Indian medaka), 3590 nucleotides. RefSeq lists its product as uncharacterized. Lineage: Eukaryota; Metazoa; Chordata; Actinopteri; Beloniformes; Adrianichthyidae. The transcript is spliced from 13 exons. Bases 60 to 2234 code for a protein of 724 amino acids. Gene Ontology annotation, molecular function: structural constituent of egg coat; acrosin binding. The record is from RefSeq and is a predicted model, not a curated record. Gene Ontology annotation, cellular component: egg coat. Gene Ontology annotation, biological process: prevention of polyspermy; binding of sperm to zona pellucida.
GAGGAGGCCCCGCCCACCAGCCCGAAGAGCCGCCGCAGCUUCCCGCCGUCCGGAGGCUGAUGGCGAGGCGGGAAGUUCGGCUGCUGGCGCUCGUGAGCGGGACGCUCCUGCUGCUGGUUCCGGUUCCGGUUCGGGGGUUCGAGCAGCUCCAGAAAGGAAGAAGCGAACCGUUCAACCGGACCGCAGAUGAGGAUGAUGAUCUAGACUAUGAUGACUACACAGACGAGUUCUCAGAGGAAGAUCAAGGUUUUGCCGUCAGUGAAGAUGGACUUCAGGAAGCUGAAGAUUCAAACAUCACCUUUUUUGAUGACAAAGGCGAGAUUUUCCGUGGCGUUGAAGGCGCUGCAGUCCUUGAGGACGACGUCCUCCUGGAAGCUGAAGACGACCAUGAUGAUGAUGAUGCUGAUGAUGAUGAUGAUGCUGACUACGACAGCUAUGACGAUGAGACUGAAGAGGCUAAAGGAGAAACCUCAGAGUCCUCGGGUCCUUUUGGUGUCCAGCAGGGCGGCGCCGUUUCUGAGCGUCUGGACUCCAUAGACGGCGAGUACGCCGUCCUGUUUGUGGACACCCGUCCCCGGUCCUGGACGGGCUGCACGACGGCGGGUCUGGACGGGCUGGUGGUGGCGUGCACCACAGAAGGAUUCAGGAUCACCUUCCCCCCCGGCCUGCUGACCGAGGUUCAAGUCCUGGGUUCCACUAACACGUCUGCCCAGCAGGCGCCGGCGCCCUGCGGUUACCGCGUCGACCACCUGCAGAACACCUUGACGGUACCGUUCAGUGGGUGUCAGGUCAAAGAAGACGAAGACGUUUAUGUUCUGCAUCUGUUCAUCGACACGUCGAGUCCAGCCGAAGCUUUCGAUGCACUUUGUGUUGAAAGUUCCAAGUUUUUAUCGGGACAGUUUCCUCGUUUGUCCACCAAAGAUCCCGACUGCAGGAAGGGGAGUCGGAGUCCGCCAGCCAAACCCCCCAAAUGCUUUCAUCAGAGCACGGCGCCGGCGAUGCCGUUCAGAGCAUCAAACGCCAAAUCCAGAGGGAGCCCUCAGCGGAGCAGUGCUGCCCCCCAGAGGAGUCUCCUGAGCGCUGCGCCGGUGACCCCGGCGACCCCGGCGCCCCCGGCCGCUCCGGUGACCCCGGCGACCCCGGCGACCCCGGCCGCUCCGGCGACCCCGGCCGCUCCGGUGACCCCGGUGACCCCGGCCGCUCUGGUGACCCCGGUCGCUCCGCUCCACUGUGCCGUGGACGUUCAGGAAAGGAUCCCGUGCGGUCCGCCUGGAACGUCGGCCUCCGUGUGUCGGGGGCGGGGCUGUUGUGUGGGCGGGUCCAAACCGUCCUGCUACUACCCUCUGGACGAGUGCACUGCAGACCAGCAUUUUGUGUUCGCCAUCCGGCAGCACGGCGCCGCGCUUCCGGUGGAGCCCAGGAACCUGUUUUUCCCCGGAAAGCCGCUCUGCAAGCCGACCAUCGUCAACGACGGCGUGGCCGUCUUUAAGGUCAAGUUCACAGACUGUGGAGCACAUUCCUACGACGUGGGCGACAUGAAGAUCUACCUCAUUGAAGUUCACACUGCAGUCCGUCCUCUGACCUUAAACUAUGGUGUUGUUACCAGAAGCGACCCGCUCAGGUUCUUGGUUGAGUGUCGCUUCAGGAAACACGGCGGCGCUCAUCGGCCGGUGACCGGCGCCGGCCUGAUGGUCCAGACCACGCUGUCUCCUCCAGCCGUCUCUGGGGGACUUCACGCCGUCCAGCUGAGAAUGUCUAAAGACCACACCUACUCCAGCUUCUUCUCCUCGUCCCAUCAGCCCUUGCGUCUCCUCCUGGGCCGCCCCGUGUAUCUGGAGCUGACUCUGCAGGCUCCUCCCCAUCCGGACGUGGUCAUGCUGCUCGACUACUGCCUGGCUUAUCCUCGCUCCGCGACCAACGCCAUGGUUCUCCUUUACGAGCGGUGCUCCGAUCCUGAUGAUCCAACUGUGUCCAUCCUGAGAGUUGAGGACUUUCUGGAUCGGCGCCAUCAGAGACGCUUGGUGGUGGACGCGUUUCGGUCCAUGACUCUGAAGACCGACGCGUACCUGGAUGAAGAGAUCCACUUCAUGUGCUCCACAGACGUCUGCGACCCAAAGGACAGGACAUGUGAGGAGCGCUGCUUUGACGCAGAGAUGAACCUCAAAGCUCGUAAACGUGUGAAUGAACGAUCGUCGUCUCUGAAGGAAACAUUCCCUCCGGUGGGAAAUAAAUAAACAUGUUUGUGUGAAAACACUCUGAGACUUUGUUGUUUCUGGCAGAAGAACAGGACGAUCCAAAACUUUUUAGGUUCUUCAGAAAGUGAGGAAGAACUUUUUCAGUGGAGGACGAAGGAACAAACAUGUUUCCGAAGGUCAACUUCUACAAAUGUUCACCAGAAGUUCCUUUGAGGGAUAAUAUCGGUGUUUUCAGAUCUUAAGAGAAGCAACACCUGAAACCAGGCGGAUUCUAGCAGGUUCUAACGUAGACGUGUGCAGCGGGUUCUGCUGGGUUCUGUGUAAAAUAAGUGUUUCUCUGAUCAACUGUGAUUUUGUUCAAUUCCAACAAAAUAAUUCCAAUAGUGGAAGCAGAAUGAGACUGAAUAGAUGGAAGGUAAUGACUGGUUCAUGACAUGAUUUCACCUGAACGUUGAAGCUCUUUAAGAUCGGAGUGAAACUGGUAAUCUGGUUGCUUUUCUAAACAAAUGUUUCAAACAUGUUCUCCAGUUAUUCCUUCUUAAUCGUCUCAUUAGUGAGGAGCUCAGCGCUUUAUUCUGCUCCUUGAUUGGUUUGAAUGAGGUUUGAAACGUGAACAUUAACUCUGAACACAAAGCUUUUAUGCUGAACCACAUGAAUAAAGGUGAGUCAAAGUAAUUCUCAUGUAAACGGGUCAUUAAUAAUAUUACCAGAGAGACUUCAUCACAGGAAUAACUCAGACUUUCUGAAUGCUCUUCAUUAGUAGUGAUGUCUGAUCAGACAAACUUCUGACCCUCAGAUCCUUUAACAGAUGCAAAGGAUCAUGGGUAGAGGUUUGGAUUCUUUUUUUUUUUUUAAUUCAAAAGACAAAGACAUGCAGUAAAUAAGAAAGAACAUCACUUAUCGAAGUAAAUACCAGGAGGGAUUACACACAGAAACAUGAUAUUAAACUGUAAAGCUGAGCAUAAUCACGUUUUAAUCACGUUUUUGUUUGUACUGGAGGAAAUGGAUGUAAAAUGUAAUUUAGGCCAAUAAAUACAAGAAAAGGAGUUCUGUUGUCAAAUGUAGUUUUUGAAUAUAAAACGUGGUUAAGAAUAUCCGAACAUUUAUUAAAUACAAUUGAGACAAAAGCUGAUCAUUAAAACCAAAUCAGAUGUGUUUCCAGUUACAAUCAAAUCUGGACACAUUUGAGUUUUCAUCAGAUUUUUUAAAAAAUUUCCACGUUAUCUCAACGUGCCUGAAAGUCCAAAAACAUUUUUUAAAUAAACUUUAUUGUAAUCAUCAGUUUCAGUAGAAAAAACUGAGCAAAAUAGACAUUAAAAGACACUGUACAUCUAUAAAAACAGGAUAAACCAAAAUAAAACGCCAGAGAUGGAAAAAAACAAACAAUAAAACAAA